Peniophora sp. CBMAI 1063 is the source of this 591-nucleotide messenger RNA. The record is from the annotation of a GenBank genome assembly. Lineage: Eukaryota; Fungi; Basidiomycota; Agaricomycetes; Russulales; Peniophoraceae.
AUGGUGCAUCACUACAUUCACCUUGGCUUCAAGAGCUACCACGAUGUCGCGCUCGCGGACCUGAAGAACGCGCGCGUGCUUUCACGCGCUCGCGAAGCGUCUGGUUACUUCACUGUGCUGAGCGACAUCCACCGCCUUGCUAAUCCUGAAGCUGGUGCACUCCAGAAGGCCGUGCAGACGUUCAGGAGCACCGACGUCGAGGACUACCAAGCCGGUCUACCCGUCGUUGCGUUCCGCUUCACCGACCAGUUCAAGACGGAGAACCCUGACAUCCAGCAGAAGUGGGUACAGACCCUUCUCAGGGCCAAGGGCUGGAUUGUACCGAACUACGAGCUCGCCCCGAACCUCGAACACAUUGAGAUCCUCCGCGUUGUCGUGAAGGAGAACUUCUCUGAGGUCCUCUGCGACCGCCUCGUCAGCGACAUCGUUGAGAUUGUCGAACAGCUGCUUGACUCUGAGUCGCCUGCACACGCGCUCAGCGCUCUUGGCGCGAACGCCCACAGGCCUAACAGCCACGAGAGCAAGCACGGCAACCUGAAGGACGAGGCUGAAGGCGUCUCAUACAACGGCGCCUACUCGAAGCCAUGCUAA